CUUCAACUUGCUUGAAAGUUUUCCCUGUUGUUUCCUCCUUCUUUUCUUUAAACCUGGCCCCUAUCUGGGCCAAGAAGUAGUAGAUACCAGACCAUCAUGCCGUCCGUCUGUUAUAUGUAUUUAUAAACCCCAGUUCCUGUGCCUGGUUGUGCUAUUUUUAAAAAAAGUUUUUGAGCGUGGAACUCCGCUUUGUUCGCGCCCGUCCGCUAGAUCACGGCUUCGAAAAAUUUCUCGCUCUCUUGUUUCAGACCAGCCAGGAAGACGUUGUGAAGAGGAUGCCCAUGUACUUGUAGUCAGUCAGUGCCGCUUGUUGAGCAAUAGAAAUUGGUUCUGUCGGUUUGUGCUGCGUCGUUUAUAAAGGCUUCGCGCGCGCGCGCCUGUUAUGUAUGUAUAUGUGCGUGUGUCAUUGUUAUCCGGAGGUUGUAUUUUCUGAAGUUGAAUUUGUCACACAGUUCAUCACUCAUUCUACCUCAAGCUGCUCUUAGGGUGAGACAUGGCAGCCAUACCGAGUGCUGUGUUUCCAAGGUUGAUUGAUCGGCAGAAUUUAGGUCUGUUCGGAUUUCCUCUUUUACCACAGCAUAUGGUUACUCCACAACUUGCACCGGCUUAUCCACCAUACUCACCAAAUAAUGAACAGAGUCAGCCAUCUCAAUCUCAUGCUACUGAAGCAAAAGAAAAUUCUCUUUUCCCAUCAUCUAUCAUAACUGCUAAUGGCAUUGAACAACAAACUCCCAAAGAGAAGUCUCCACUCGAUCAUGAGGCACUAUGGUGUCAUCUUUAUAGGCAAACAGAUUUGGACAAUGAAGUGAAUGGAAGCAGCUGCCAAACUAGCACUAGCUCUACAAGUGUUACUACUACUGCUACUACAGAUGCGACAAAAGUCAACCAACCCAAGCGACUUCAUGUUAGUAAUAUACCUUUUCGUUUUAGAGAUCCUGACCUCCGGCAAUUGUUUGGGCAAUAUGGCCCUAUAUUAGACGUUGAGAUAAUAUUCAAUGAGCGUGGAUCGAAGGGGUUCGGGUUUGUAACUUUCGCAAAUAGUGUGGAUGCUGAUCGCUCGAGAGAGCAAUUGAACGGCACGGUGGUAGAGGGCCGAAAAAUAGAGGUAAAUAAUGCUACUGCAAGAGUGCAAACAAAAAAAGUACCUCCAAUACCUAAUGUGGCUGCUCUUCGGGGUGUAGCUAUCCAGAGAGGACGAGCACGUGGUGCUUUAGCUACAGCGUUUGCUCGACAUGCAUCUCCUUUAACUGCUGCAGCAGCUGCAACAGCUCUGCAUGGCUAUGCUCCUCUUUUUUCUAGGGUAUGCCAAGAUCCAUUUCUUGCAUAUGCUGGAGCUGAGAGAUAUCAGUUACCUGCUACAUAUGCAGCUAGUGCAGCUUAUACUGCAGCAGCAGCCCGAAGUUAUGCGGCAGCAGCAGCCGCAGCUGCUGCCCAGCCUGUAGCGUCAUAUGCAGCUGUAGCAGGCACUCCAUCGUUAUAUUAUAGUUAUGCCAGAGAAUAUGCUGAUCCGUAUUUGGCUCAUAGCAUAGGACCUGUUGCUGGAUAUGGGGCUGCUGUCUACAGGACCCGAUUCACUCCAUAUUAGUGUAGGCUAUGUUAGAGGAGUCCCUUCAUCAAAGUGGGUGCUCUGAUGCACAUGAAUUGCUGCAAAUUGCUGAGAGCACAAGAAAAGACUUUUUUCAUUGAAGGCAGAACUGACGCACAUUUUUGCAUUGAGUUUUUAUUUAUUAUCCUCAGUUUGUGACAAAAAGAGACAUGCCAUGACUUCAAACAACAUUUGAUUUAUACAAGAAACAGUUACAGCUGGAACAAAUUUCUUCAUCUACAAUUUUCUGUGGUUCUUAGCUUUUUUUUUUUUUAUUUUAUAAGUAACGUAAUCUUUAAGCUUUUCAUUAUACACCUGCAUUUUAUUUCUAGUCACGUUUCAUUGUUAUGUGGCCUUUUCUAAGCCAGUGUUUUUGCAUCAUUCAUAUGUGUUUAGUCUUUAAAAUGAUUUUUAAGUGCCUAGAAAUCAAAGAUCUGGCAAUUUUAUUUUUAGUAUUCUUCAGUAUUCUAAAAUCAUUUUUUUUUUUUUUUUUUUUUUUUUGUAUGUGAUUUUGUGUUUAGGUUUUUAAUAUGAAUUUAUUUUUUCCCUCGUUCUUUAUAAAAUCAAGUAUUACUGUCUGUUUUGUUUUAAUGGAUUACUCGUUUUUUAAUUAUUUUUUUUAAGUAGUUGUGUUGCGUUUAUGUGAAAUACAAAAUGUAAAAUGAGUAUUAUAGGGAGAAAAUGCAUUAUGUGCUAGUAAACGACAUUUAUUAUUUGAUCUAUCAUUUAUUUAGACAACAAAAUUAUGUAAUUAGAAAUGUAAUCCACAACAAAAUUAUGUAAUUAGAAAUGCAAUCUUUUAAUAUAUGUUUAAUUAUGUCACUGGACAAAAAUAUGAAUCUCAGCUUAAAGGAAUUUUUUUAAAAGCAUGCAUAUUUUGACAACUGGCAGCUAGGCAAUUGCAGCUAUGAAUAAGUAUGUCACCUUUUUUUUUUUUUUUUUUUUUUUUUUUUUGCAUGUGAAGAUUUGUUUUUAUCAAGGAAAAGUAUAUACUCUUAAUUACUAAGUUUUUUGAUAAUACUUAUUUGAAGUUAAAAUGUAAAAAAAAAAAAAAAAAAAAAAAAAAAAAAAAAAUCGUUUUUAUAUUAAUAUUUUCAGAUACUCUUAAAUGAAUCUUUGAUAAAAGAUUGUAAAUAUUAAUUUAUUUUAAUCUAUUUUAACUCACAUCUGCGCACCUUUUUAAAAAUGGUUGUGGGGGGGGGGUUGGCAGGAUAUUUUAAACAUUUGACAAAGCAAAUUGAUAAUUUUCUGAUAUGCUGCCAGACUAAAAAUUAAAAUCUAUAUGUCACAAUCUGAGGUGCAUUUAAUUUUCUAUUUUAACGAGAUUAAUUAAUCAUUUUCAGAUCUGAAAUAAAGGUUGAUUAUAUGUAUAAAUAGGUGCUCAAUGAAACCAAGGAUAAUUACUGGCAAAAAUUUGCAUUUAAUAAUUUUCCCCUGCAGAAGAUUGUAUAUAAUGAUUUUGUGAGUAAUGCUUUCAUUAAUACCAUGUUUGUGUGAAUAGAAUGAAAACUGUAUGAGAAUGUGCACUCUUUUUUAAAAAGUUAAUUUUACUGUCAUGAAAACUUUCAUGGAUUAAACUUACUGGAACGUAAUCAUAUUAAAAAAAUUUUCUUUAAUCAUGUUUUGGCUCACUGAAUCUUAAGUUAUCUUCAUAUAAUUAAGUUUGUCUAAUAUUAAAUUUUUAAUUCAUUUUGUAUAUUUUUCAUCUUUUUAAAUGAUCAUAUCUGCAUUAUCACUAGAAUUCAUAUCCUCACGAAGACUUCCAUAGGUACAGGGCUGUUAGUUUUGUAUAGUAAAUGUAAACAUUGUGCUGGUUCUUUAAAUUUUGUACAGCGAAGAAAGCAUUCAUUCUGCAUAUUUGUAGUUGUCUUGCUUUAUGUAUCAUUUUAUUUAUUAUAUACAUGGCUAUUCUGUUCACUUCAAAAAGAAUCUCUUUUUUACACUGUCCUUUGGUUGAAUUUCAGCCAUGUUUCAUUGUAAGUACAGUAAACAGUACUUGUUUUAACAAUAAAGUCUAAUUCAAAAUCUU
Messenger RNA from Stegodyphus dumicola, 3614 nucleotides. RefSeq names its product RNA binding protein fox-1 homolog 1-like. Gene Ontology annotation, molecular function: mRNA binding. Gene Ontology annotation, cellular component: cytoplasm; nucleus. NCBI's taxonomy places the organism in Eukaryota, Metazoa, Arthropoda, Arachnida, Araneae, Eresidae. Gene Ontology annotation, biological process: nervous system development; regulation of alternative mRNA splicing, via spliceosome. The record is from RefSeq and is a predicted model, not a curated record.